ACGGUGUUGGAGAGAAGAAAAAUGGACAGAAGACGUAAACAGAGCUUCAGGCCCGAUGAGGUGCGUCUCCUCAUAGAAGAGAUAGAGGCGCACAAAGGUGUGAUCUUUGACCGCUUCAAAGGUGCCCACACCAACCUGCAAAAGCAGAAGGUGUGGGCACAAAUAGCGGAGAAUAUGGCCGCUGUGUCAGGGACCAGGCGAUCUGGAGUAGAUCUCUGAAAGAAGUGGUAGGACUUUGCCAGUUUGGCCAAAAAAAAGGCAGCUGCGAUUAGGCAACAAAUAGCAACAGGUGGAGGCAGUAGCUCUGCACCUCCCCUUACCCCCGAGGAGGAGAUGGCCCUGGGUAUCCUGGGGACAACUGCAUCAUCGUGCAUCCCUGGGGGGGUCGAUGUGAUGGGGGGGCAUAGAUCCACAGCCAGGGACCUCGACGGAGCCACUACCCCCAUACCAGGAACCCAGGAGCCCCCUCACUCCUGCUGCUGCUCCUGCUGCUACCAGCUGCCAGUGCAGCCAGGACCUGGUGCAGCUGGAGAGGGAGAAGCUGGCCGUGCUGAGGGAGCUGUGUGGCCUGACCAGGGAGGCGUCCAAGUGGGAUGCCGAGUACCAGCAGCAGGUGCUAUAUAUGAAGAGGGCCAAGUUGGACCUGCUGGCUCGACAGGUGGCACUGGAGGAGGAGAAGUUGGCUAGGCCCACUUUCCCACCAGAGAGGAGAUGACGGCGAUCCAGGGGCAUUUCUUCCGAGAGCAUCAAAUUCCUCAGGUGGCCGGAGUGGUGGAUGGCACGUUAGUGCCCAUACUGACACCCCACAAUGAUGGUCACAUCUAUAUCUGCAGGAAGGGGUACGCGGCCAUCAAUUGCCAGCUGGUGUGUGACCACCGGGGCAUCAUCCUUGACGUUGUGGCGAGAUGGCCGGGCAGCACGCACGACUCCUUUGUUUUCAGGGAGUCCACUGUUGGUCGGGAGGCAACUGCGUCGAGGGGUGAGUGGCGACUUCUCGGCGACAGUGGGUACCCCCUCUGGCCAUACCUCUUCACACCUGUGGCCAACCCUGAGGACAACCAUCAACGUGCCUACAAUGAGGCCCAUCGUCUGGCCAGAAGUGUGGUGGAACGCACCAUCGGGCGGUGGAAGUUGCGCUUCCAGUGUGUCCACAAAUCAGCCGGGGGACUCCUCUUCAGUCCGGCGAAGGCCCUGCUCCGGAUUGUCCAGACGAGGAGGAGGAGGCUGAGGCUGAUGAGGGGGGCCGUGAUCCAGACGACCAACCUCAGCACUACAUGGCUGGUUUUGAGGCCCGCCUUGACGUGAUCCAGGACUUUUUUAAUGUUUUGGGUUGCUCCUUUCCCCACACAGUGUCACCAAUCACCACCAGCACACUUCGCAUCCUCCCUAUGUUGCUUUUGCCACUGCCCCUCCAACUUCUCUCCUACACCGUCUGCACAAAUCUCUCCCUUCAUAUUUGGUUCUCAGUCACAUUCUCCUGUUGCCUGUUUUGUGUUUGUUUCCCUUUUUUUUUUUACAUAUAUAUAAUUAUAUAUAUUGGCCGAUCGUAAUAUAGGACAAUGUUUUUUUCCCUGCAACACACUAUGACUUUAACAACAUUGGUAUGAAUGAUUCCUGCACCAACCACCUAGGCCUACCUAAGAACAUAUAUUAACUCACACAAGUGAAGUCAGUUUAGUUAUGCAGCGGAUUUUAUUUGCUGACGUCUUCACGCACACGCCUCAGUGGAGUCACCAGUAGGAAGAUCUGUGACAUUACAUAGACACAUGUAAUGUCACUGAUCUUCCUGCGGGUGACUCCACUGAGGCAUAUGCGUUAAGACGCUCUUAGCCAGUAACGAGUACUCUGGAGCACUCGUAGAUCUACGAGUGUUUUCACGACGCU
Alosa sapidissima (American shad) is the source of this 1884-nucleotide messenger RNA. Its product is annotated as putative nuclease HARBI1. The coding region runs from base 712 to 1305 and encodes 197 amino acids. Lineage: Eukaryota; Metazoa; Chordata; Actinopteri; Clupeiformes; Clupeidae. The record is from RefSeq and is a predicted model, not a curated record. The transcript is spliced from 2 exons.